CAAGCACAGAAACAAUGAGCGGCAGCAGCAGCUAUCCACGGCCCUUUGAGAACUUUGGCACGGCCAAGCUGCACCAGCUGACGUGGGAGGCCGAGGGCGUGCUCCGCGUCAGCUUCAAGCGCGGACCUGUCAACUCCUGGGUGGAGCCCAUGUGGCGCGAGCUCGAUGCCAUCUUCCGCCAUGUCGCUACCGACACGGACGUGUUUGCGGUCGUGCUCAGCGGCGAGGGGCGGUGCUUCACGGCCGGCCUGGACCUCGGCUCGGACUCGCUGGGCCAGGUGAUGGAAGACGCGGGCCCGGAUGUGGCGCGAAGGGCGUUUGCCAUGAAGCGCUGGGUCGGCGAGUUCCAGGCGGCCGUGAGCCAGAUGGAGCGGUGCGGCAAGCCCGUGAUUGCGGCUGUCCACAACGUCGCCUAUGGCCUGGGCAUCGACCUGCUCUGCGCCGUCGACAUCCGGCUCGCCGAGUCCACGGCGCGCUUCUCCGUAAAGGAGGUCGACGCGGGCCUGGCCGCUGACAUUGGCACGCUCCAGCGCCUGCCCAAGAUUGUCGGCAACCAAUCGCUGGUGCGCGAGCUGUGCUUCACGGCACGAGAAUUCUCGGCAAAAGAGGCCCUCGACAUGGGCUUCCUCAGCCAGCUCGUCGACGGCGGCCGCGAUGCCGUGCUCAAGGCCGCCAUCGACAUGGCAAAGGUGGUUGCGUCCAAGGCACCCGUUGCCCUCCGCGGCACCAAGGAGCUCCUCCUCCACGCCAGGGAUCACACCGUACAGCAGGGCCUCGACUUCACGGCGCUCUGGAGCGCAUCGAUGCUGCAGAGCGAGGACAUUCCCGUUGCGAUGGCGGCCGUGAUGCAGAAGCAGACGCCCAAGUUUGCAAAAUUGUAAAUCAUUCGACAGGAUUAUUACACUGCUAUAAUCUCGAUGGCCGUGUCGUUGUUGUUGC
This is a messenger RNA of Acaromyces ingoldii, 939 nucleotides long. Its product is annotated as ClpP/crotonase. Bases 15 to 881 code for a protein of 288 amino acids. Gene Ontology annotation, molecular function: delta(3,5)-delta(2,4)-dienoyl-CoA isomerase activity. Lineage: Eukaryota; Fungi; Basidiomycota; Exobasidiomycetes; Exobasidiales; Cryptobasidiaceae. Gene Ontology annotation, cellular component: mitochondrion. The transcript is spliced from 2 exons. The record is from RefSeq and is a predicted model, not a curated record.